Zerene cesonia (dogface butterfly) is the source of this 2625-nucleotide messenger RNA. Its product is annotated as probable maltase-glucoamylase 2. Gene Ontology annotation, biological process: N-glycan processing; carbohydrate metabolic process. NCBI's taxonomy places the organism in Eukaryota, Metazoa, Arthropoda, Insecta, Lepidoptera, Pieridae. The record is from RefSeq and is a predicted model, not a curated record. The transcript has 6 exons. Gene Ontology annotation, molecular function: alpha-glucosidase activity. Bases 1 to 2625 code for a protein of 874 amino acids.
AUGAUACCGAGAAUCGAUGAUUCUAAAAGUGAAGACAGUAAUGACAGUCAGAAGUUCUCUUAUGAGGCCAUCAAACAUGUAAAAUGGUACGAAUCUAUACUGCUAAACCGACCACUUAAAGUGGUGACAGCACUAUUUCUAUUUGCUGUCGUCAUUCCCAUAUUAUUGUACCAGUUCUAUUUCAUACCCAGUGGAAACUUCCAGCUUUCUAUUGGCUCAUGUCUGAUAGCAGAGUCUUCUAGGCUUCCCUGCGGACCUGGCUUCGUACCAGAAAACGAAUGUCACCCAGAAUGUUGCUACGAUUUCACCACAAACUUCUGUUUCCACCGCCUACCCUCAAGAUUCUCAUACCUCAUGGACAGACCGUGGUCCGAAUACCAAGUCAUGUAUCCCAGAGUAUCAACUGUGCCCUACAAAUCAAUGAAUAGCCUGACAAGCAUCAGACUAUCAAUUAGCGAAGAAACACCCACGCAUUUGUCUAUAACAUUGUACAACGCAAGAGACGCCUUAAAAGUUGGCAGGAGGUUAUAUAAUAAAAAUUACUCGUACACUGUUUCGUCGCCAGAAUUGAAUUUAGUAAUAACAGCCCCUCAGGGCGUUAUAUUUGAUACUAUGCGAGGCCCGUUACUAGCAUCCGACGGAAUUUGGGAAAUUACAUUUAAAUUGACAGAUGACGUCAUGUUUGGUUUGGGCGAAUUGCCUUUGAAGCCAGGAACAACUAAAAUCAUGUAUAACAACGUCAAAGGGUACAGCUCAGCCCCUUUGAUAUUCGCGCACAUUAAUGACACUUACCAUGGUUUAUUGAUUGAUACAAACGCGCCAACAGAAAUCAUGAUUAGAACGGGGAAUCAUAUUGUAGUGAGAAGUUUAACGGACUUCGAAUUGAAAUUUCAUUUGUUCGUGGGACCAACGCCCAAGGACGUGAUGAAAGAUUCAAUGAAAUUAAUGAGGGGUAAUAAAAAGCUGGAAUAUUGGAUGUUGGGAGCUCACGUUUGCGGUACAGCCGGCAAAGAACUUAGUGAGUUUAUCACGUCACUUACAUCGAAUCGAAUUCCAUUUGAAAGCCACUGUGGUCAUAGACCUAUUGUGCUAGCAAGCAACCGCUGUGAAAGUAAAGAGGCAAAGAAUAUACAGGAUGUUGCAGACGGAGCUAACAUAAUACGACGUGCGAAUAGACGUUUCGUCCCUCAUAUAUCACCUUAUAUACGUCACAACGAAAACAACAAUACACAAUCAACUCCCGCCUGUUCGAUUUUGCUGGAAUUUCAAUUAUUCAUGUAUCAUGAGCCUCAUAGUUUUCAAAUGUACAGAGGGAAAAUUGGAAACGAUUCAUUAUUAUAUCCUGCAUACGACGUCGCAACAACCCAUUUCUUGUCAAGGGUAUGGCCUCAUUCUAUCAAAUUUGACGGAGUGGUGAUUGAAAAUAAUUGGCCUUUGGAUAAAAGCAAUAAGUCUCAACAUGAUCCGUCCCCAUAUUUACCAUAUUUCAAUCAGAAUUUCCGAGAAGUGCUCACAAAUACACCCAAAUGGAAUAUCACCCUCCUUGAUAGAACAAAAGAUUAUAUUUCCAAGCAUAACACAUAUGGACAGGAAUCCAUAAACGCCUUUAGAAAAAUAAUAGGUAACGACACGUAUACAUCUGCUAGCAGUCAUUGGAUGGAUGGGUCAGUUGCCGUAAACAGACAGAAUAUAGAUACUCUUUGGUCAAAUCUUCAUAAGGAACUAGUGGCUGCUGCUUUAGGAGGAAUAUCAGGUCAUUGGUUAUGGUCUUCACCGGUUUGCGGUGACACUGAUAAAUAUUUCCCCACAAAUCAAACAGAUCUCUGCGUCAAAUGGUACAUGGCUGCCACAUACUUUCCAAUGGUUAGAAUAGACUCCAAUUCCCUCCCAAGAGACCCCACUUCUGUGAAUGGAACAUACAGAAAUAGAAUGAUAAAAGCGUUGAAUACGAGGCUAUCGCUUCUGCCGUAUUUCUAUACAGUGUUGCAAGAUGGUCCAUUGCUUCGACCAAUGUUUUACCAGUUCCCAGACUCAAAUUAUCUCCGAGAAAUAAGUACCCAAUUUGCUGUAGGAGACGAUUUGCUAAUCAUUCCUAAUUUACAACCAUUUCAAAGUCAUGUUCAUAUAACCAUGCCACCUGGGACUUGGUACGAACUGUGGGGCGGUGAAAAAAUAACAUCAAAGGAAGGAGAAAUUAUUACAAUGCCCACGUUAGAAUCUGAUUUUCUAACUCUAAUACGUGGCGGUUCCAUAAUAUUAAUUCAGAAUGAUGUCAGUCAAACGGCAGAGGACACGCGAGUUGACUCGUCUUUCUCCCUAAUUAUCGCUUUAGAUUGUUACAAUUCUACAAUUAAUUGUUCCGCUUCUGGGGAUCUUUAUUUACUGCCAACGAUUUCAUUUCACUUCGAAGCUACGCAUGACAAGCUAUACGUCACAGCUAAAGGAAAUGAUUUCGAUCCAUUAUGUGAUUGGAAUAAUGCGAUCAUCAGAGAUGACAUUAAAGACAUCAAAAUAUUUGGGCUCGAGACUCAAUAUAAUAACUUUGAUACACACAGGCAUAUUGACGACUGGAUUAUAUUUUGUGAUUUGGAAUACGAUGAUGUUAUUGAGUAUGAUCUUAUUUGA